UUCUGUCCAGGGCCGAGGAGGAUGCAGCAAAAUCAAAAUCUAUGCAUAAUGUAAAAAAAAAAAUCAGCGAAAAACAUAAAACCGAUAAGAAACAAAAUGGCACUGUCCCUGCGCCGUCGAGUUCUUUCGACACCACGGACAGUCGAUUGGACUGAAAAUGGCGACGAUGAAUCGGCUGUAGCAAUUAAACCCAUCUCCACGGUACACGAAAGAACGAGGCAUCCGAUCCAUGCACGCGCGCCGGCAAGCACGCAAAGCAUACCGGCCGCAACAAGAGCAGGAACCGAAAAUGCUCAACCUCUCGUCCCACCAACGCGCUCGGCCGAGGAGAUCGCGCAGACCUGGCGAGCUCGAUCCCACGCGAUCCCAACCUCUUUUCCCGUCCAAAUCUCGCUCGCAUUCGCCCCAACGAUUCCGGCCGAUCCGGUUCGCCACCCGCCUCCGGAGAAGCCGACGACAACGGCGGCUAAACAGUAUCGCGGGGAGGAGAGAAUACAUGUAAGGGCGCCCGGAGACGGCGCGGACAAUGAGGGCCGCCGCCGGGGCAUGCUCCGGCGGCGGCAAGGACACCCUGGUGGCCUCCUUCCUCCGCUUCAUCCUCCUCUUGCUUCUCCCUCUCACCGCUCUGUAUAUCCUCUACGCCCUGCAUGCCAUUCUGUCCUCCACAUACCCGCCUGAACAUGAUCGCAUCAUGGCCGCCGCCUCCGUCUCACACGUCACCACCCACAACCAUACAUCAUCCAUGCCGCCGCCUCCCCUUAUGGUCACGGUAUCGACGCCGAGGACACCGCCUCCACCGGCCAUUGUCACGGUGCCGACGGCGAGGAUGCCGCCGACGCCCGCCACGGUCACGGUGGUGUCGACGGCGAGGAUGCCUCAACCACCCGCCACAGUCACGGUGGUGACGACGGCGAGGAUGCCACCACCACCCGCCACGGUCACGGUGGUGAUGACGCCAAGGAUGCCACCAUCACCAGCCGCGGUCACGGUGGUGUCGACGGCGAGGCUGCCACCACUACCCGCCACGGUCACGGUGGUGUCGACGGCGACGAUGCCACCACCACCCGCUACGGUCCCGGUGGCGGUGGUGACGACGGCGAGGAUGCCACCAUCACCCGCCGCGGUCAAGGUGGUGUCGACGGCGAGGCUGCCACCACUACCCGCCACGGUCACGGUGGUGUCGACGGCAAGUACGCUACCACCAUCACCACCUGCCACGAUCAUGGUGUCGACGACGCCGACGACGCUGCAGCACUUGGUGUUCGGCAUCGCGGCGUCGGCGCGCAUGUGGGAGAAGCGGAAGGAGUACAUUAAAAUCUGGUGGCGCCCUAACUCUGGCAUGCGGGGUUUCGUAUGGCUGGACCGCGGCGUGCGGGAGUCGAGGGUGCCGGAGGGGCUGCCGGCCAUCAAGAUAUCCUCUGACACCUCCGGCUUCCCCUACACGCACCGGCGCGGCCACCGCUCUGCCAUCCGCAUUUCCCGCAUCGUCUCUGAGACCUUCCGCCUCGGGCUCCCAGGCGUGCGCUGGUUCGUCAUGGGCGACGACGACACGGUCUUCCUCCCGGACAACCUCCUCGCCGUCCUCGGGAGGCUCGACCACCGGCAGCCAUACUACGUCGGCUCCCCCUCCGAGAGCCACCUGCAGAACAUCUUCUUCUCGUACGGGAUGGCGUUCGGCGGCGGCGGCUUCGCCAUCAGCCAGCCUCUGGCGGCGAGGCUGGAGCGGAUGCAGGACGCCUGCAUCCGCCGGUACCCGUGGCUGUACGGCAGCGACGACCGGAUCCAGGCGUGCAUGGCGGAGCUGGGCGUGCCGCUCACGAGGCACCCGGGGUUCCACCAGUACGACGUGUACGGUGACCUCCUGGGCCUCCUCGCCGCCCACCCGGUGGCGCCGCUGGUGUCGCUGCACCACCUCGACGUAGUGCGGCCUCUCUUCCCCAACGUGCGCUCGCGCCCGGCGGCUCUGCGGAGGCUGUUCGACGGGCCGGUGAUGCUGGACUCGGCGGGGGUGAUGCAGCAGUCCAUAUGCUACGACGCGGCGAACCGGUGGACGGUGUCGGUGGCGUGGGGGUUCGUGGUGACGGUGACGAGGGGCGUGAUGCCGGCGCGGGAGAUGGAGAUGCCGGCGCGGACGUUCCUGAACUGGUACCGGCGCGCGGACUACAAGGCGCACGCGUUCAACACCCGGCCCCUGGCGCGCAACCAGUGCGAGAGGCCCGCGCUCUACUACCUGGCGUCGGCGCGGCGCACGGUGGUGCGCACCGGGGAGACCACCGUGACGAGGUACCAGCGGUGGCGCCACCGCAACGAUGUACGGCCGCCUUGCCGGUGGAGGAUCCCCGACCCGGACGCGCUGCUCGACAGCGUCAUCGUGCUCAAGAAGCCUGACCCCGGGUUAUGGGACCGGUCCCCGAUGCGGAAUUGCUGCCGGGUGCUGUCCUCUCCGAGGAAAGAAGGGGGCGGGAACAAGACGAUGACCAUAGACGUGAGUGUAUGCAAGGACUGGGAGUACAGUCAAGUAUAGUUUCAUUCAUUCGCUCGUUAACUCAAAUAGGCAGAAAUGCAUAGGUGAUCAAAGUUUCUUUUCUUUUUCUCCUGCAUUCGCACACCUGUAAGAUACAAUCAUAGUGACACUUGGAUGCCUAGUAACAGCACACUGUGAGCGUUAAUCAGAGGAACUCCAUUACUGCUG
Molecule: messenger RNA, 2692 nt
Organism: Triticum aestivum (bread wheat)
Lineage: Eukaryota; Viridiplantae; Streptophyta; Magnoliopsida; Poales; Poaceae
Exons: 2
Coding region: 527-2524 (665 amino acids)
Source: RefSeq, a predicted model, not a curated record